AUGCUUGUUCUCGAGCAUUCGCGCCACCAACAGUUUGUGGAUCAAGUGUACGAUCUUGAGCAAAGCAUCCAGGCACCCUAUCCGAGCUUGGCCAUGGAUCCAUACGAGACUGUCGACCCUAUGAUGUCCUUUCAUCCGUUGCCCUACUCAUAUUUUGAGAACCCAUCCAUCUUCUCUACCGCACAGGUGCAAAUCAAGCAAGAAAUGCAUCAAAUGCAUGAUUUUUCAAGAUCGGCCGUUUCGUCAGCCUCAGCGCCAUCAAUCCCCAGCGCAUCGUCCUCAACUGUCGGAUCACCGUACUCUGGCCCUUCUCACACCAUUUCCAGUCAGGACGGCUUUGAACAACACGCCGUGACUUAUGGACUGGGUGUCAUGCCCACCAUUGUCAACCACGAGGCCUUCCCACAAGAAUUUGGAAUUUCCAUGGAGUCGGAGCUUCCCAUUCACAGCCAUGAGAAGCUCUCAAAUAGCUUUGUUGAUCCAUCCUUAAUACACGCCCCUCAACCGUACGGAGAGGCUUCCUAUCCCGAACAGGCACUGUUUCCCCCCAACCUGCAGUCAUACUCGAGUCUAUCCCCAUCUGGCUCACCCGCUUUGUCCCCCCAACCAUACAAUAACUUUGCACCAACACAGUUCGCCGACCCUAUGACAAACCCCAACUUCUAUCAACAACAAGCACAGCUAAGCCGACGGCCUUCACUCGCAUCAUAUGUGUCUGGCGGCUCGCGUUCAAGCCCAGUCUCCGAGUUUGAUGAAGAGGGCCGAGAGAAGGGUCGAUGCCCUCAUGCCGAUUGUGGCAAGGUCUUCAAAGAUUUAAAGGCUCAUAUGCUUACUCAUCAAUCCGAGCGACCGGAGAAAUGCCCCAUUCUGACCUGUGAAUACAAUCAGAAGGGGUUCGCUCGAAAGUAUGACAAGAACCGACACACUCUGACGCAUUACAAGGGUACCAUGGUCUGCGGCUUCUGCCCAGGUUCCGGGUCUCCUGCGGAAAAGAGUUUUAACAGAGCGGAUGUCUUCAAACGCCAUUUGACAUCUGUCCAUGGAGUGGAGCAGACCCCUCCAAACAGCCGAAAACGCAGUCCCGCGUCUAAUCAUCGCAAACUGUCAAGUUACUGUCAAGACGCUACUGGCAAGUGCUCGACUUGCUCGCAGACAUUCAACAAUGCUCAGGACUUCUACGAGCAUCUUGAUGACUGUGUGUUACGGGUGGUUCAACAAGAAGAGCCCAGUGAAGCAAUCAAUGCCCAGCAUCUUGCUGCCAUGUCCAGUGAUAGCCAUGUGCAGGAAACCAUGGAUCUCCACAUGAUCAAGACCGAAGAAAUUCCUCCAAUGAACUUUGACGAGGAGGACGAGGAGGAGGAUGACGACGACGAUGAGGAUGACGAGGGCGAAGACCCUUCGUUCCACGGUCGAUCUGGAAAAGGAUCAAUCAAGAGCCACAAACAUCCUGCCCAAGCACGCGCCGUCAUUGGUGCUGGUGUGUCCAAGGGCAAAGCAUCCAAAAAGGGUAUGACCUGGUCAAAGGGAGGGGUUGCUCUGGCUGGCAAAGGCCGCAAGAAGAGAAAGCACUAUCCUCCCUCCUGGGGGAUGUCUGCCGAGAAGAUGCGAAUGAAGAAACGGGUCCUCUGUGUCUAUGACGGAGACCGCAGACUGUGGAAGGACGACAUGAUGCUGCACAACGAGUUCGAGGUUCGGAUGACUUUGCCAGAUGGUAAGAACUACGUCACCGACCUCGACGUGGAGACAAUGAAGAGAGCAGUUGCGUUCCACAAUGCCACUGAGGAAGAGAAGGGCCCAUGGCUUCCCACUGCCGAAGAAGAUGCACAAGGAUAUGUUGACUUGAAUGCACUGAUGGCAAUAUGA
This is a messenger RNA of Exophiala aquamarina CBS 119918, 1863 nucleotides long. RefSeq lists its product as uncharacterized. Lineage: Eukaryota; Fungi; Ascomycota; Eurotiomycetes; Chaetothyriales; Herpotrichiellaceae. The coding region runs from base 1 to 1863 and encodes 620 amino acids. Gene Ontology annotation, biological process: regulation of transcription by RNA polymerase II. Gene Ontology annotation, molecular function: RNA polymerase II cis-regulatory region sequence-specific DNA binding; DNA-binding transcription factor activity, RNA polymerase II-specific. The record is from RefSeq and is a predicted model, not a curated record. The transcript has 2 exons.